AUGUCAAACACCAAGUAUGGGUCAUCUGUGGACAGUGCCGCAGCACGGAGGAAGAACGCUACCAGGGAGACCACCAGCACUCUGAAGGCCUGGCUGCAGGAGCACCAGAAGAACCCGUAUCCCACCAAGGGAGAGAAGAUCAUGCUGGCCAUCAUCACCAAGAUGACACUUACACAGGUGUCCACGUGGUUUGCCAAUGCGCGGCGGAGGUUGAAGAAGGAGAACAAAGUCACAUGGUCACCACGAGCCAAUAAAAGCUCUGAUGAGAGGGGCUGUGAAGAUGACAGUGAUGGUGUGGAGGGAUCGCAAGAGGAGGAGCCAAUGAAACACGAGAUAGAUGUUGAUGACUCUGUAACGGGGAGGUGUGUGGACUUAAAACAGAGUGACCUGGAGGACUUUGAUCUGCUGGAGUCAGAUGGUUCAGACUGCGACCCUAAACACCCGUUUCACACCAAAGACACCCCAGUACACACACCACCGGACCAGCGCCACCACCCCAAAGACCCUUCCAACAGCCCACUCACACAUACCCCAGACACACUCCGACACGGGAAUGAACGAUUGCCACAGUCAGCAGAUUGCCUCAAAAACACACCAGACCACAACCGAACAACCAACUCAUUCUACACUCAACGGGACCUGCGAAGUACAGAGAGCAGCAAACCUAACAUCUGGUCCAUUGCACAAACUGCUGCUAUCCAACCUGAGUUCCCUCCAUGCAUGCACACAGCCACCCCCAGCGAGGCCCUCUCCCCAGGGGGGUAUCUGACCGAAGUACCCAACCUGAAGGUGAGGGCGGCUGAGCAGCAGGACUCGCCAGUGGCUACUCUGAGAGAUUGGGUGGACGGGGUCUUCCAUGACCCCCUGUUCAGACAGAGUUCCUUUAAACCUGUGCUGUCCAAGUCAGCCAUGGACAGGGUGUGGAUUGGGUUAAAUGGAUAGGCGAUGGAAGGCAGAACUCUGUUGAACAUUUUACCUCGUCUUUGCAGUAUGUAUCGACUUCCUUAGAGAGACAUACAGAGACUGCUAUCCUCUCACCAUUUGAAUUAACUCAACCUGAGCAGAAGGCUAUCUGAACUCCUUAUGAUACUACAUGCUUCCAUGCCUUUUUUUGUUUUAGAAAAAUGUAAUACAUGAAUGCACAUAAAUGGCAGUAUAAUGACGUUAUAAUGACAAACAUCAGAACAAUGACGUUUUGCAUAAAUAUCAAAUUCAGACUACUUUCACUUUAAAUGCAUUUUUAAAUGAGUGGAGAAAAGAGGGAUUCAAUCCCUUUGGACACUAAGAAAAGCAAUGUAGUAGCCUACCCAUUCUCCCAGUAAAAUGAUCCCCCACAUUCAACAGAUUAAAAAGUUCUGGAUUGUUGAAUCACUAAAACACACUGAUAAUAUGUUGUUUUAUGAUCUGGGAAGUGGGGACACAGAGUAUCCUAGUGGUGUACACCUUUUCCAGACCUCUUAUAAUAACCUGAAGCAUGACAGCACAAUGUUUCCUCUUAAACCAAGUAGUGCAUAAUAUACAGUAUGUUUUGCUUAUGAUCACAUCUGAUAGACGUAUUUCACACUUCUUGCACUAAAGUCCGAUUGCAGUUGAU
This is a messenger RNA of Oncorhynchus tshawytscha (Chinook salmon), 1594 nucleotides long. RefSeq names its product iroquois-class homeodomain protein irx-4-A-like. Gene Ontology annotation, cellular component: nucleus. The transcript has 4 exons. The record is from RefSeq and is a predicted model, not a curated record. Lineage: Eukaryota; Metazoa; Chordata; Actinopteri; Salmoniformes; Salmonidae. Gene Ontology annotation, biological process: cell development; neuron differentiation; regulation of transcription by RNA polymerase II. Gene Ontology annotation, molecular function: RNA polymerase II cis-regulatory region sequence-specific DNA binding; DNA-binding transcription factor activity, RNA polymerase II-specific. The coding region runs from base 1 to 942 and encodes 313 amino acids.